UCGGAUUCGAAACACAACACAUGGUCAAGACAAGAGUUUAUGAUGCUGUUAGCUGUUUACUUCUUACGCGGGUCAUGGAGGAGAAGUACAUAAACUAAAGUGGGUACCAUGGAUCUUGGCUGAGUGAAAAUUGUUACAUUUGGAGUGCCUGUUUGGACGCGCAAAGAUCAGAGACUGCAAAGGAGGAAUCGGAAGCUAAAGGGAGCAAGGCAGCAUAAGCCGCUGUGUUCGUUGUUAGCAUGGCUGGGCCGUCGCCGAUGUGGCUGCUGCCUGCGUUCGCUACUUUUUUCAGCUUCUACGCCGGAGAUUCGCUCGACGAGCCCGUCCCGGAUGCCGCCAGCGUCCUUGAGAUUUCCACGGCUCCGGCGGCUCCCUGAGCGUGGGCGAGUCGCCGUGGCGCUCCCCGCUGGCGGCGGCCUUCGUGGAGGCGGGGGUCGAGCUCGGCUACCCCGCCAGGGACGUCAACGGCGCCAGCCAGACGGGCUUCAUGGUGCCACAGGGCUUCCUCAGGCGCGGCUCGCGCUGCUCGAACGCGCGGGCGUUCCUGCGGCCGGCGCGGUUUCGACCGAAUCUCCACACAGCCCUCAACGCCUUCGUCACGCAGAUCCUGUUUGAUCCGGCGCGGCGGGCCUACGGCGUCGUGUUCGACCGCGGGGGCGAGGAAGGGCGCGGGCAGGAGGUGCACGCACGGAGGGAGGUGAUCCUGGCGGCUGGCGCCAUCAAUACGCCGCAGCUGCUCCUGCUGUCGGGCGUGGGGCCGGCGCAGCAGCUGAGGCGCCACAAUAUCUCCGUGGUGGCCGACCUCCCCGUCGGGCGCAACCUGCAGGACCACAUAGCCGGCAGCGCAAUCUACACGAUCAGGGAGCCCGUAUCCCUCCUGUACAGUCGGCUGGAGAACCUCCCCGCCCUCCUCAAGUACUCGGUGUUCGGCUCGGGCCCACUCACCUCCCUGGGCGGCGUCGAAGGGGUCGCCUUUGUGUCCACCAGGUUCGUGAAUGCCUCCCUGGACUGGCCCGACAUCGAGUUCCACUUCGUGUCCGGCACGCACGCCUCGGACGGCGGCUCUCACCUGCGCCACACGCUGGGCCUCCGGGACGAGUACUGGGCCCACUACUUCAGCCACCUCGUCGACCGCGACCAGUUCAGCAUCCUAGCCAAGCUGAUGCGGCCUAGGAGCCGUGGUGUCGUGGAACUGCGCUCGACUGACCCCUACGAGUACCCGAAGAUUAUUACCAACUAUCUGCACGACCGAGCUGACCUGCUGGUGAUAAAGGAAGGCCUGAAGAUUGCUCGCCAGGUUGGGAGUACCCGGGUCUUCCGUGAGUUCGGUGCCAGGCUGUUCGAUCUUCCGCUUCCUGGAUGCGAGAGUUUUGAGAUGACGUCAGAGGCCUACUGGGAGUGUUACAUCAGACACCUGACAUUCACCAUCUACCACUAUUGCGGCACUGCCAAGAUGGGGCCGUACUGGGACCCCAACGCUGUGGUUGACCCCAUGCUGAGGGUGUAUGGAGUUCAGGGCCUCCGGGUUGUCGACGCCUCCAUCUUCCCGACCAUCCCCAGCGGCAACACCAACGCCCCCGUCACCAUGGUCGCCGAGAAGGCCGCCCACAUGAUCAAGGCGUUCUGGGCCUCCGCGAAGACCACGGGCGAAGGCGACGGUCACCCCCCCACGGCGCAGCACUCGGAGGAACUCUGAAGCCU
Penaeus monodon (black tiger shrimp) is the source of this 1701-nucleotide messenger RNA. Its product is annotated as glucose dehydrogenase [FAD, quinone]-like. Lineage: Eukaryota; Metazoa; Arthropoda; Malacostraca; Decapoda; Penaeidae. Gene Ontology annotation, molecular function: flavin adenine dinucleotide binding; oxidoreductase activity, acting on CH-OH group of donors. The record is from RefSeq and is a predicted model, not a curated record.